GAUAAAUGAUAUUAUACACGUAAAUUCACAGUUAACAGCUUCAUGCACAGUUUGCACAUUAAAUAUCAGAUAACUUAAGGGUGUUAGUUAUGCUAGUGUUAGCAGGUAGGAGGAGAUGUAUGUUAGCAAAGUUAGCUGCGCAGCUUAUCUGAGUCGUUUUUGGUUUCAUUUUGUCAUAUAUGACAGCGUACUUAAUCUUUUAGUUAACAUGUCAAGUUAAACAACCUAGAUAUGAUAGCGCCGCUAGCUUAGCUGUUAGCUCGACCCGUAAAGCGUGUUUGCUGCAGCUUUCCUUCUCCUCUCACUGUACCUGCACAGAUGUUACUCCUGGUCUGUGUCAGGCUGUGAUUCACUCAGAGGCUCGUUGUAAUCUCGCAUCUUGUCGAUGUUUCCAUUGACUCAGAGUUUCUAUUCCUCAGUGAGGAGGUCUCCAUCACUCUGUUUGCAUCAGGUCAUGUUCCUCCUGCCGGGCUGAGAAAUAAGACUUGCCACCACAGAAGAAAAGGAGCUCCUGCUCACUUUGACCACAUUAAGUUCCUGUCAUCUUUGAAGACCUUUUCCAGCGCCUGUUUCCUUCUUUAUCUUGGCUCUCUGUGCUGAAUCCAGAGAGCGAGACAGACUUUUUGAUAUCAUGUCUCAGAAGACGCAGGCUGACGGCGCUCAGAAACACUUCACCGUGGGUAGGGGGCUCCUGGCCGCUGCAGAAACCUUGAACUUCAGCAUGAACGCAGCGUCCCAACAGACCAAUGGGGGUGGGGUGGGUGUGGACAUGGCCAUGGAGGGCCAGGACGGCAGCGGGCAGAUGCCCCGACGUGGCGGCGGUGGCAGCAGUAGCAAUCUUGGCAGCACCAUGAAGCUGUUUGCCAGUUUGGGGCUGUCGCCCUCUGACCUGGACGCUCUGGCUGAAAUCCCUGAGGAGGAUAUCAGUGUGGAGACGCUGCCACACAUCCUCAGGCAGCUGAAGAGCCGCAAGGGGGAAGCAGGAGAGCGGCGGGCGGCCAUGUCCUCUGAUGCUGCGUAUCGAGGAGGAAGCUGGGAAGAGGGGCACGUGGGGAGGAUGGGCAAUUCUUCUCUGGGACAAGGUUCAGCCAAGUCCUCCACAGACUUUGGGUACAGCUCCCUGCAGGACGUCUCCUCCGGCCGGGGCUACGGCUUAAAUUACAGCGGUGGAGGUGGGAGCAGAGAGAGGCCAUACUCUGAGCUUUCCCACCGCGGUGGGCUCGGCAUGGGCCCGUCUGAGCCCGUCUUUAUGCAGAGGAGGAUGGGCUCCCCGUCAAACGGAAAAGUCCAAGACUUCUUGGGAGUCAUGCCCCCCAUGUUCCCCCACGUGUGCUCUCUUUGUGACUUUGACGUUCAUUCCACCAUGGAGUGGAACCAACACAUUAACGGCCUCUACCAUGCUGAAAACAGACGGCAGCUUCUUGACAUGUAUCCAGAGUGGGACCCUGGUAUGGGCCCAGGCAGAGGUGGUCGUCCCUGGGAGACCCCCAACCUGUCUGCAGGACUGCUGGGACCAGCCCCCAUGUCUUCAGGACCAAUGGCAGGGAUGUCCUCGAGCUGGGGUGGAGGAGGAGGAGGAGGACGUGGUCCCGGUCCAUUGGGACAGAAUAAGCUGAGGAGCAGGGUGGUGGUGGUGAAAUAUGAAAGGAAGCCUCUCAGCGACAAGACGCUGUUCGCCCUCGCCGAGUGCUUCGGCUGCCUGAGGGAGCACCUCAUCCUCAAGAACAAGGCUUUUCUGGAGAUGAGCACACAUGAAGAAGCUCUGGACGUGGUGAACUACUACCAGCAGCAUCCACUGUUGUUGUACGGCAAACCCGUCACCUUCUACCUGUCCCAGACCCUCAUGUUCAUCGAGAAAGACGAGCGACUAAUGGACCGACCGACAAAGCGGCCGGUGGACCGACCAGGGGACCAACUGAUGACCCGGCGGGUGGAGCGGACGAUAGACAAACCUGAGAAAGAGGUCAAAAGUCACGGCAGCAAGGUGGUUUUCUUUUACCACCUGCCCCGAGAGGACGAGAAGAAACAGGAGCUGCUGACCCUCGCCGAACGCUUCGGUGUGGUUGAGAAACACCUCUUCUUAACCGACCGGGCGUUUAUUCAGCUGGCAGCUGUGGAGGAUGCAGAGAUGCUGGUGAAGCAUUACACCCAGAACCCCCUCGUCUUCAAUGGGAGAAUAGUCCGUCUCAACAUCUGCACCAAAUACAAAACCCUCAAUGUGAAGCACAAACAGGGCGGAGGAGACAGUUCGAGCCAGAAGAAUGGCAGAGCCGAGUCCUCCAACUCCAGGAGCAGAGAGGAAAAGAAGGAAGAGGAGGAGAAGGACAAAGUGAAGAUGGUAAUACAGGAGGACGACGAGGAUGAGGAAGUGUCAGGAGUGAUGGAAGGAAGGGAGGACGGAGAAGAGGAGCAGGCACCUGAUGGCGAGGAGGAGGAAGAGCAGGCACCUGAUGGCGAGGAGGAGGAAGAGCAGGCACCUGAUGGCAAGGAGGAGCAGGCACCUGAUGGCCAGGAGGAGGAGGAGAAGGCACCUGAUGGCCAGGAGAAGGAGGAGCAGGCACCUGAUGGUGAGGAGAAGGAGGAGCAGGCACCUGAUGGUGAGGAGAAGGAGGAGCAGGUACCUGAUGGUGAGGAGAAGGAGGAGCAGGUACCUGAUGGCAAGGAGAAGGAGGACGAACCUAAGGGAGCAGAGUCUGUGAAGGAGACGGUAGAGGAGUCUGAGGAUGCUCAACAAGAGGAGGAGGAGGAGAAGAAAGAGGAGGAGAAGGUUACUGAUGAUGUCACCGAUGACACACCUGGAGACGUGGGUGAGGUCAAGCAGGAGGCGGAGUCAGAGCCAAAAACAGAAGCAGCACAAGCAGAAACCUCGGCCGAGGACCACAAGGGCAAAGGGGAGGUGAACAUGGAGGCGCUUGAGGCAGCAGAGGGAGAUCUACCCGAAGAAGAGCAGGACUUCCCAGAGAACAUGGAGGACUUUGUGACGCUGGACGAGCUGGAGGAAGACAACGACGAAGCCCACGGAGAGUCGGACGACAUCGACAACACGAGGCGAGGGGGUAUGAGGGUGGUGAACAUCGUCGGCUUCAGGCGAGGGUACCAGUACCUCAACGAGCUGCUGAGACUCGCCCAGCCUUUCGGGAAGGUGGUCAGACACCUGGUGCUGGACCUGAGACCCGAGGCGUUCCUUCAGUUCGCCACGGAAGAAGAAGCACGGGCAAUGGCCAACUUCUACAACGGGAACAUCACGGCGUCGGUGUGCGGGCGGCCGGUGAAGAUCAGUCACUCCAUGAGCUACCCCACCAUCCAGUCCGGUUCUAGCAAGGUGGUCUACAUCGGGCAGAUCCCCAACAGCAAAUACACAGAUGAGGAGGUCCUGAAGCUCGCCGAGCCAUAUGGGAGGGUCAAGAAGUACUUCCUGAACAGGAUCCGGAGAGAGUGUUUCCUCGAGAUGUACAAUGCCGAGGAUGCAGAGAAGAUGGCUGCAGAUCAUAAAGCGAAGCCGCUAAGAUUCAACGGGAAGCGCCUGACCCUCUACGUGAGCAGGAAGUACAAGCAGCUCAAACAUGGCCACAGAGUCCCGAGCACCAAGAAGAGAGCGAGUGAGAGCCCGCCACUAAAAUCCCCCCAUGACAGCGAGGAGCCUCCAGGAAAAAAGCUUAAAGAGGAGGUCAAACCAGAGGAUGAGGAGAAAAAGGAGGAGGAAGUGCAGAGCUGUGAUGUCAGUGGUGAAGAAACGGUGACGGACGAAAAUUCGGCUGCUAAGCUGAAGGACAGCGAGGACAUGGAGACAUCGACUAAUCAGAAUGGGCAGACAGAGGCUGUUCCUGUCGCUGCGAACAAAGCCAGCGCGGCGCCUCUGCCGCUGUACGAUCCCACCACACCCAUCGGUGUCGAACACGUGAAGACGGGGUUUUACUGCCGCAUCUGUUUCCUGUUUUACUCCAACGAAGACACGGCGAAGAAGAUGCACUGCAGCAGCCAAGCUCACUACAACAAGCUGCAGAAAUACCUGGAGAAGGAGCAGAGCAAAGCAGAGAAGAAGGCGCCGCCGACCAGGCUCGUUGUAAUCUCGCCUCUUGUCGAUGUUUUCGUGGACUCAGAGUUUCUCUUCCUCAGUGAGGAGGUCUCCAUCACUCUGUUUGCAUCAGGUCAUGUUCCUCCUGCCGGGCUGAGACCUUUUCCAGCGCCUGUUUCCUUCUUUAUCUUGGCUCUCUGUGCUGAAUCCAGAGAGCGGGACAGACUUUUUGAUAUCAUGUCUCAGAAGACGCAGGCUGACGGCGCUCAGAAACACUUCGCCGUGGGUCGGGGGCUCCUGGCCGCUGCAGAAACCUUGAACUUCAGCAUGAACGAGCAGCGUCCCAACAGACCAAUGGGGGUGGGGGUGGGUGUGGGCAUGAGCAUGGAGGGGCAGGACGGCAGCGGGCAGAUGCCCCGACGUGGCGGCGGUGGCGGCAGCAGUAGCAAUCUUGGCAGCACCAUGAAGCUGUUUGCCAGUUUGGGGCUGUCGCCCUCUGACCUGGACGCUCUGGCUGAAAUCCCUGAGGAGGAUAUCAGUGUGGAAACGCUGCCACACAUCCUCAGGCAGCUGAAGAGCCGCAAGGGGGAAGCAGGAGAGCGGCGGGCGGCCAUGUCCUCUGAUGCUGCGUAUCGAGGAGGAAGCUGGGAAGAGGGGCACGUGGGGAGGAUGGGCAGCUCUUCUCUGGGACAAGGUUCAGCCAAGUCCUCCACAGACUUUGGGUACAGCUCCCUGCAGGACGUCUCCUCCGGCCGGGGCUACGGCUUAAAUUACAGCGGUGGAGGUGGGAGCAGAGAGAGGCCAUACUCUGAGCUUUCCCACCGCGGUGGGCUCGGCAUGGGCCCGUCUGAGCCUGUCUUUAUGCAGAGGAGGAUGGGCUCCCCGUCAAACGGAAAAGUCCAAGACUUCUUGGGAGUCAUGCCCCCCAUGUUCCCCCACGUGUGCUCUCUUUGUGACUUUGACGUUCAUUCCACCAUGGAGUGGAAUCAACAUGUUAAUGGACUCCGCCAUGCUGAAAACAGACGGCAGCUUCUUGAAAUGUAUCCUGAGUGGGAACCCGGUAUGGGCUCAGGUAGAGGUGGAGGUCUCUCAGAGACCCCCAACCUGUCUGCAGGGCUGCUGGGUCCCGCCCCCAUGUCUUCGGGACCAAUGGGAGGGAUGUCCUCGAGCUGGGGUGGUGGUGGAGGUCCUGGACAGCUGGGUCUGAAUAAGCUGAGGAGCAGGGUGGUGGUGGUGAAAUACGACAGGAAGCCUCUCAGCAACAAGACCCUGUUCGCCUUUGCCGAGCGCUUCGGCUGCCUGAGGGAGCACCUCAUCCUCAAGAACAAGGCUUUUCUGGAGAUGAGCACUCAUGAAGAAGCUCUGGACGUGGUGAACUACUACAAACAGCACCCGGCAUCUCUGUACGGCAAACCCAUCUCCUUCUACCUGUCCCAGACCCUCAUGUUCAUCGAGAAAGACGAGCGAUCGAUGGACCGACCGAUGGAUCGACUGAUGGACAGACCUGUGAGGGAGGUCAAAGGUCAAGCCAGCAAGGUGGUUUUUUUCUCCAACCUGCCCCGCGAGGAUGAAAAGAAGAAGGAGCUGCUGACCAUUGCUGAGCGCUUCGGCGUUGUGGAGAAACACCUCUUCUUAACAGACCAGGCAUUUAUCCAGCUGGGAACUGCAGAGGACGCUGAGAUGCUGGUGAAGUAUUACACUGUGAACUCCCUCACCAUCCGAGGAAGACGGAUCCGCCUCAAUGUCUGCACCAAGUACAAAACCCUCAAUGUGAACGCAAGGAAGGGCGGAGGAGACGCUUCCAGCAGGAAGAGCGGCAAAGCCAACUCCACCUCCUCCGGCACCGGAACCAGGACCUCCUCCAAAACCACCUCAUCCAAAUCAUCCACCAGGUCCAAAGAAGACAAGAAGAGGGAGGAGAAGGAGGAGGAGAAGAAGAAGGAGGAGGAAGAGAAGGAGGAGAAGAAAGUGAAGGCAGAGCCAGAGGAGGAGGAAGAGGAGGAGGAGAAGGAAGUCUCAGGAGUGAUGGAAGGAGGGGAGGAUGGGGAGGAGGAAGAGGAGCAGGCAGCAACUGAUGGUGAGGGGGAGGAGCCAGAGGGAGCAGAGUCUGUGAAGGAGACGGUAGAGGAGUCUGAGGAUGCUCGACAGGAGGAGGAGGAGGAGAAGAAAGAGGAGGAGAAGGUUACUGAUGAUGUCACCGAUGACACACCUGGAGACACGGGUGAGGUCAAGCAGGAGGCGGAGUCAGAGCCACAAACAGAAGCGACAGAAACAGAAACUUCGGCCGAGGAGCAUGAGAGCAAAGAGGAGGCGAACAUGGAGGCGGCAGAGAGCUCAGAGGCGCCUGAGGCAGUGGAGGGAGAUCUACCCGAAGAAGAGCAGGACUUCCCAGAGAACAUGGAGGACUUUGUGACGCUGGACGAGCUGGAGGAAGACAACGAUGAAGCCCACGGAGAGUCGGACGACAUCGACAACACGAGGCGAGGGGGUAUGAGGGUGGUGAACAUCGUCGGUUUCAGGCGAGGGUACCAGUACCUCAACGAGCUGCUGAGACUCGCCCAGCCUUUCGGGAAGGUGGUCAAACACCUGGUGCUGGACCUGAGACCUGAGGCGUUCCUUCAGUUCGCCACAGAAGAAGAAGCACGGGCGAUGGCCAGCUUCUACAACGGGAACAUCACGGCGUCGGUGUGCGGGCGGCCGGUGAGGAUCAGUCACUCCAUGAGCUACCCCACCAUCCAGUCCGGUUCCAGCAAGGUGGUGUACAUCGGUCAGCUCCCCAACAGCAAAUACACAGACGAGGAAAUCCUGAAGUUCGCCGAGCCGUUUGGGAAGGUCAAAAAGUACUUCCUAAACAGGAUCCGGAGAGAGUGUUUCCUCGAGAUGUACAAUGCCGAGGACGCCGAGAAGAUGGCUGCCGAUUAUAAAGCGAAGCCGCCAAAGUUAAACGGGAAGCGCCUGACCAUCUACGUGAGCAGGAAGUACAAGCAACUGAAACACGGCCAUCGAACGCCAAGCACCGUGAAGAGAGCGAGUGACGACUCGCCACAAAAGUUCUCGAAAGAUGCCGAGGAGCCACCGGCCAAGAAACCUAAAGAGGAGGCCCAACCAGAGGUGGAGGAGGAGAAAAAGGAGGAUGAGGAGAAUCAGAAGGAGGAGGAGAAGCAGCAGGAGGAGGAAAUGGAGACCCCUGAUGUGAGCGAAGAGACGGCGAUGGAAGAAAAGUCGGCCGCGGAGAAGGUUCCUGAAGUUUCUGCUGAGAGGAGCAGCGAGGAUGAGAAACGGGAGGAGCUGGUGGAGCAGAUGGAGACAUCGACCAAUCAGAGCGGGGAGACCGAGGCUCCUCCUCCUGCUGAGAGCAAACCCAGCGUGGCGUCUAUGCCGCUGCCACCGUACGACCCCAACACGCCCAUCGGUGUCGAACAUGUGAAAGCGGGGUUUUACUGCCGCAUCUGUUUCCUGUUUUACUCCAACGAAGACACAGCGAAGAAGACGCACUGCAGCAGCCAGGCGCACUACGACAAGCUCCAGAAAUACCUGGAGAAGGAGCAGAGCAAAGCGGAGAAGAAGGUGAAGACGACAACGCCGUGAGAACACCCGAAACUGAGGAAGAAGUGUGAAUGUUGGACUUUUUUU
Molecule: messenger RNA, 7648 nt
Organism: Oreochromis niloticus (Nile tilapia)
Lineage: Eukaryota; Metazoa; Chordata; Actinopteri; Cichliformes; Cichlidae
Gene: matr3l1.2
Product: matrin 3-like 1.2
Cellular component (GO): nucleus
Molecular function (GO): zinc ion binding; RNA binding
Source: RefSeq, a predicted model, not a curated record